This is a messenger RNA of Drosophila takahashii, 8900 nucleotides long. RefSeq lists its product as uncharacterized. Gene Ontology annotation, biological process: regulation of transcription by RNA polymerase II. Gene Ontology annotation, molecular function: DNA-binding transcription factor activity, RNA polymerase II-specific; RNA polymerase II transcription regulatory region sequence-specific DNA binding. The record is from RefSeq and is a predicted model, not a curated record. Gene Ontology annotation, cellular component: nucleus. NCBI's taxonomy places the organism in Eukaryota, Metazoa, Arthropoda, Insecta, Diptera, Drosophilidae.
AAAUCGGAAAUUGGUAAAAUAUAUAUAAUAUAAUAUAUCGCUGCCAUGGCCAGCAGCGCAGCAAACGUCGACGGCGGCAGCGGGACGUCGGCGGCGCUGCCAUCGCUCUUCCCGGCCGUCGGCGCCGCUGCCGGCGUUAAGGAUAUGGACGGACUGAUGGCCAUUAACGAUAGCGCCCUAUCGCAACAGAUCGAAUUUAUACUGCAGGAUGCUCCCAUGGAGCAGGACGACGAUCCUCACCAGCAUUCGCAUGUGCAUCACCAUCAUUCGCAUUCGCACUCGCAUCAUCUUCCCCACUCGCAUUCGCAUCAGCAGCAGCAGCAGCAGCAUCUCCAUCAGCAGCAGCAGCAGCAACACCAUCAUCCGCAUCAUCAUCUGAAGCUGGAAAGCAGCAGCAACAACCACCCACCGACAGCAGCAGCAGCGGCAGCUGUUGCAACCACUGCAACAGCAGGCACAUCCACAAACAACAGCGCUUCCUUCAGCAACAACAGCAGCAGCAACAACAGCAGCAGUAGCAACACUAACAAUCACCUGGACAACCAGCAACAGUUGCUCAUCCAGCAGCAGCAGCAACAGCAGCAUCAUCUAUUGAACGGUCGCCGCAUUAUCAUCCAGGCUACGGGCAACUCAUCCGUUUUGGCCGCCAGCGAUAUCAAGGAGGAGGACGAGGAGGAGGAGGAUCCCGAGCUGAACGAUGAGAAUCUUCAGGAUAUCGAAGAGGAGGCUCAGGCAGCCGAGGCGGACGAGGAGCCCGAAACAACCACGCAGCAUUUGUCCACUCAGGUCAAGCUGGAGCUAGAGGAGGAUGAGGAGAUGCCCGACGAGGAGGAGGAGGAAGAGGAUGAGGACGAUGAGGAGGAGCACCAGCAGCAGCUGGAGUACCAAAUAAGUGCAGCCACGCAAACGGGAGGAGCGACAAGUAGCUCUGCUGGCGCCGCAGGAUCACAGCAAUUGGUUCAACUGCCCGCCGGUAGCAUUGUGAGCACCACCACCCACCGAUUGUCCGUUCCCGUGACCGAGGCGGCCCUUGUCCAGCUGCAGCGGCGACCUGUUUACAUAAGCAACGCAGUCGGUGGCCUCACGGCCGGCACAACCUAUGUGAGAAUGCCGGCGGCGGCGGUUAUCAGCCGGAGUCCCAUGACGGUGCUGAAUGUGGUGCAACAGGCGUUGCCGGCCACUCAAUUGAUAUUGCAGACACAGCAGCAACAAACACCGGCGGCGGCAGAGCAGCAAUUAGCAUUGGCCUUGGAGCAACAGAGGCAGCAGCAAGAGCAGCAGGCGCAGCAACAAAGGCAGCAGCAGCAGGAGCAGCAAAGGCAGCAGCAACAGCAGCAACAAGAACAGCAGAGACAGCAGCAACAGCAGCAGGCGCAACAGCAACAGCAACAGCCAACCCAUCCAGUGAAGCAUUCAGCAUCCAGCUCUUCCACCACCAGCAACAGCAAUUCCACAAACUCCACAAACAGCAACAGCAACAAUAACCCACCGGCAGCGGCGACGGCGGCGACUGUGACCACCAGUUACCAGUGCGUCGAGUGUGUGGAAAAGUUCGAUUCCAAGGAACUCUUCGACAUCCAUCGUAGCGGCCAUGCCAACAACAUGAAGUGCGCCAUCUGCAACAUGGUGUUGAAGUCCUUGAAGAACUACGAGAAGCACUGCCUGCGCUGCAAGCCGUACGAGUGCCAGAUUUGCGGCCGAGUCGUCCGCUUCCGGCCGAAUUUCAUCAAGCACAUGCGAGUGCAUACGGGUCAGCAGUCGGAGCGGCACAAGUACAAGUGCGAGGUGUGCCACAAGGAGUUCAUGAGCUUCGAGUACUUCAAGGUGCACAAGAAGAUCCACAACGAGAAUGUGAAUCUGACCUGCGAGAUCUGCGGCAAGGUGUUCAGCGCCUUGGCAUCGCUGCGGGGGCACUCGAAGCUCCAUUCGGGGGUCAAGCUGCACAAAUGCGACGUAUGCGGCAAGGGCUUCGGACAGCGCUACAACCUGAAGAUCCACGCCAGAACGCACACGGGCGACUUCCCCUUCGAGUGCAAGAUCUGCAAGAAGAAGCUGCACACGCAGUCCUCGCUGCAGACGCACAUGCAGGUCCAUCUGAGGGAUCAGCCAGGCGGAGCAGCGGCUGCAGGUGGAGCAGGAGCAGCCCUAUCGAAGGCCAGCAAUAGCAGCAAUUCGAGCAACAGCAGCAACUCGAGCAGCAGCAAUUCCAGCAGCAAUAGCGCAACAGCGGCGGCGGCAACCACAACGAUUGUGAAGUUGGAACCGCCGCAUGAACUGGAGAGACCCGGCACAAGUAGCAAUCAGCAGCAGCAGCAAAUGCAGCAGCAACAGCACCACCUUAACCAUCACCAAAUGGAACUGGACGAACAGUCGGGACUGAGUGGGGAUGAGGAGGACGGCAGCGGCGGCGGUAUGAACUCCUCCUCGCACAUUGUGAACGCAACCACCAAUCGCUUGACCACCGGCGAGGACUCAUCGGAGUCCUCGAAUGCCUCGCUACACCUGAACCAGCACUCCUCCACCUCAUCCUCGCCAGCCUCGCAGCACCAGAUGUCGCAUCAGCAGCAGCAGCAAUCGCAGCAGCAGCAGCAAUAUCUCGUCUCGGCGCCAACACGAACGAUUGUCAUCAAGAACUACAUGCAGCAGGGAUCCCAGCAGCAGCAGCAGCAGACGUCCGAUCCAACGCCCGUGCUGCAUGCACAGGUCAUCCAGAGCGGUGCAGGCACCAGCAACGGCAGCGGCAACACCUCCACAAGCAGCAGCAGCAACAGUAGCAGCAACAUUGUCGCCGGCAACGUCAGCAAUGGCUCGCAGUUGAUACGAAAGACGCCGAUCAUUCAUCAUUCGACCGGGAGCAACAACGGCGGCGCAGCGCUGACCAGUGUGGUGCAGCAGACAGGUGUUAUUUCGCCCGCCCAAUCGCCAUCGUCGUCCUCGACCUCUUGCUCCUCAUCCACGGUGCUGGUGUCCAAGGCCACCGGUGUGCCCCUAUCCAUAGCUUCCUCGGCGGCGGCUGCUCUCGGAGGCUCCACGAUUAUACGCAGCACGAGGAACCACCAGCAGCAGCAGCAGCAGCAACAAGCCCAGCAACAGCAGCAGCGGGUUACGCAGCGCAACAACCACCGAAAUCACCACCGACGUCGUCAUCUGGCGGACAUGGAUGACGAUGAAGACGAGGAUGAAGAUCAUCAACAGCAGCAGCAGCAGCAGCAUCAGCAAACGCAGCAGCAACAGCAUCACCAUCAUCACAACCAUCACAAUCAUCACUUCGAUGACGAUGAUGACGAUGAGAAAUCAUCACCGUCCCUGGCCACAGCGGCCAUCAUCAAAGUGGAACCGAAUCUGUAUUCCUCGGGCUCUGGCGACAACUCCAACGAUAUGUUCAUCAAGGAGGAGGUGAUGUUCGAGGAUUCGGCAGCCCUGCAUUCCCCACAAUCGCCGCCAAGUUCGAAAUUCCGUAUAUCGAACUUUGAUAGCGAUUUGGUUGAUCAUCAUGUGGAUCUGAAUCAUUCGCUGCCGCCGUAUGGCAAUCUAUUUGAACCGCACUCGAUACCGGACAGCAUACCGGUGCAGCUUUAUCCCGAUGACGACGAUGACUUUCGGCUGGAUCAUAGUUCGCUGGGUGGACUGCACAAUACAACGUCGUCGUCGACCACCGAUGGGGACUUUAUCAAAAAGGAAUGGGUCUACGGCACGGGUGCCAGUUCCUAUGCCAUGAACGGCAAGUUCGAUGACGACAGCGAUGCUCUGUGCGAUGCGGCCAAUUUCAUUUACAAUUGAGUGCAGGCAGCCGCCGUUGUGGUGGAUCAUCAACGUCAUUGUCAUUGGAAACUGGUGAAGCAGGUGGUUGGCGAGGAGAAGGAGGAGGAGCAGGAGGAGGAUCACCAGCAGCAGCAGCAAGAAGUGGAAGAGCGGGAAGUGGAGGAGAAACAGGAGCAGGAUCAGCAACGCCAUGUCCUGCGACGCGUCCACGAUGCAGCCAUGUGGAGCUGAGGAUUCGGUUAACCCUGAUUCAAGGCUGCACCACGUAUAUAUUAUACAUGUCCCCCCGAUCUCCCCACAUUUACCACACACACAACACCAAACACACACCACAUACAAAACACAUCCAAUAGGGUGAAUCGAUUUGCGUAGGGUGCAAAAACAAAUUUAUGAACAAUUCUAAUUAAUUUCGCUGUAACAAAACUUUAGAGCUAAUAACUAUUGAGCUGCUAGAAACAGAAACAGAAAAAGUCGCAGGGAAAUGCAUAAUUUAUGCAAAAAACAAAAUUCAAUUGUGUAGUAAGCACAACAAUUUGUACUAUAUGGGCUUUAAGAACUUUAGAAACUUCUAGGAGUAUUAGUUUUGAGUGAUUUAUCAGCUGGUUUUAAAAUAUCUGGUAUUAUUCAAAGGAAAAAUAUGUGUUUUUUUUCAACCCAGUUUAAAACUUUCACCAAUUUGAUUGUAAAAAUUAUAGAUCUAAGAUUUAAAUUUGACCUACCCAAGCGAAAGGAAAAAAAUUGGGUUUAUCUUUGGUUAAGAGGAAAUAGAAAGUUAAGCUUAAAAUCAAUAUUACAACUAAAGUUUUAAAGGCCAAAUUAUUUAGAAUUAUCCAUAGAAGACUCUUCCUUAAUGUUUUUCUUUUUUUUUGCAACGCAAUCAGGUCGAGCCACCCUAAUAUACAUAUAUAUAUAUUGCUUAUAUAUAUAGUUAACAUACUUAUCCUAUAUGUCCACCAUAUAGAUAAUUUGCUAUCUCUGUUGCGCUCGUGAUGAUCUUAUAACGUGAUCUUAAGUCUAAAUCAAUGUGUAAAAUGUAAUUUUUGAUUUCAACUUGCUUCCGUUCCCAGUGUGUAAUUUUCACCCCCGUUUCCCUUUGUUGUAGUUGUUUAUCUUGUCUCUCGCUCUCUCUCACUCUGUGUGUCUUUGUCUCUGUUGCUCUCGUGUCCUCUCUGUCUCACUCCCUGUCUCACUCUGAUCUGUUUAUAAGAAGUGUAUACAAAUUUCGACCCACUUUUAGUGUAAAAAAAAGAAGAAAAUCUCAAAUGAACUUGUAACUUGAUGUGAAACACGAAUUGUUUAUUUUAAGUUUUUAUUUUUACAAAUCACUUACCUUAAUAAUAUAUACACAAAUCUCUGUUUUAACUUUCCGUAUGGCUCAGCACAUUGUAUUUUCUAUUACGAACCCUAAUUUUAGUUGUAUAGUUUCGCAUUUGAUCUCUCGGCUUUAGUUUUUGCAUUCAAAACGAAAGAAAAUUCAGUUCCUGUGUAAUAACAAAGAUAACUCGAGAAAUUGUAUUAUAAUUUAAUGGACUAGACAAUCAAUGUGCUGAUUGUAUAUGGAAAGCUAUAUGUACCAAGCAUAUCUCUCUGUCACUUGAGGAUCCUACAGUAUUGGCUCCAAAAAUCUAAUCAGAAAAGAAGAAAUAAGUGAAAACUGCUUUAAUUUAGCUUAUUGCCUUUUAUUUUUUGAUUAACACCUUGUUUUCACUUACCUAAAGCGCAGUAUUUGUUCCAUAUAAUUCGAGAAUCCAUAUAUAAUUUUUGCAUAGUUAGUUUGUAAAAGGAUAAGGUAUUUUUUUUUAUUACUUUUAUUAGCAGUUCCAAUGUGCAAUCUCCCCCAUCACUGAAAUUCGACCUCUCUCUCACCUUCGCUCAAACACCUUGUGGUUUCCUUAAUUAGUUGCUAAGUACCCCCAAUUACACGAAUACAUAAAACACCCAAACGAUGUACGAUUAUGAUUUGCAUUACUAUAUACUAUAGAUAAUCUGUAGCUAAGUGUAAGCCUGAUUUCUAUGUAGUCUCUAAGCUGAAAGAGCAUGCUUUAGCUUUAGCUUUACCCUAACAUACGAAACUGCAUAAGCAUACGAAUAUAUAAUAUAUAUAUAUAUAGCCGCUGUACAAUUACUUGAUCUUUAGCAUUAACACUUGACAACUUUUCAUUUGCAUUUACAUCAACAAUUGUUUGUGUAUUCUUUUCGUUUUUCGAAAAUUAAAAAUUAUCUAAAACAAAUAUAUAUAGCCAUCAAAUAUAUAUAUAUAUAGAUAUAUAUCUGGAUGGGGAUUCGGAUACAAUAAAGGAGGAGAACAAAAAUCGACAUAACAAAAACUUCUAUCAAAAGCAUUUAAUGUUAACAAAAUAUAAUGAAUAAAACUCUAUUAAAUUAAUUAAAUUAUAAAUGUAUAACAAACAAGUUAGCCAACAAUUGUAAAACGUAGCUGAAAGAGUUCACUUCUUUUUCUGUGUGUAGCAUGGAAGGAAAAGCAUAUUUAACCGAUUUUUCGUUUCUAUUGAGAGUUUUUAUUUUGCUUCUUUGUGCUUAAUAUUAAUAACUGUUGUUGCUUGCCAUUUUGUUUGUUACUAAAAGAAAAUAACUAUAAUAACAAGAGCCGUUAAUCAUAAAAAACACACAAAACACUCACACAUAGACACAUGGAAAAGCUCAAAGGAAAAACGCGCAAAGAGAAAAUGUUUUUGUUUUCCAAAUCGAAGAAAAAAAAACAACAUUAUUUACGGAUUUGUCUUCCGCACGAGUUAAAAGUUCGAUUUGAACGAUGUACAAAUUUCCAGAUUGAAGAAAUCGAUAAACAGUUGAUGAAUUCGAUAACCAGGUGAUUAAACUUUGGCCCGCCCCCUUUUCAUCCACUUUUCGGAAAAGCGCCGAAUUUUAGCAAGCAAUCGAAAACAGUUGAAAUUUCGAUUCGAACGAUGUACAAAUUUCCAGAGUUUAUUAAAUCGGUAACCAGUUGAUGAAUUCGAUAAACCCCUCCCCACUUUCCACUCUUUUAUUCGGGAAAACUCCGAAUUUUGGAAAGCAAUAAAAACGAGACAAAACAGGUGGCAAAAACCUCUCGGAGAAACUCAUCGUUCACUGCCCCUCACGCCUUUUCUCACGCCCCUUCCCCUUCUUAAUACACUGAGAGCAAUUAAGUGGAAUAACAAGAACUUAACCCGAAAUCAUUUUUAGUUACACCGAAAAAUAAGAAUCAAGGAAAAACGCGAAUUUUUGUACAUUUGCAGAAUGAAAUAAAUAUUGUAAGAUUUAAUAAAUCCAAAAACCAAACUCCAAGAAAUACUAUUUUAUAUACCAAACAACAAAAGGAUAAAAACGAUGAUUAACAAGAACCCAACAACUUUGCACCACAACAACAACCAACUAAAUUUUUAAAAAUUUAAUCUCAACGACUGCGCACACAACAACAAACAAAUUUUUUGUAUUAUAUUAAAAAAAAAUGGAAAAAACAAAAAAAAAACGUAACUUUAAAUAAGAUCGAAGAGGAAACGGGUGAAGCGAAAGAUAGAAAGCAAAGUGAAAUAUUUUUUUAAGUGUAAACCAGGCCGGUCAAAAGGCUUGGGCGCCAAAUUUUCUGCAAUAAAAAAUAUUUAAUAAAGUAAUAUUGUAAACUUUAUAGUGUACACACAAAAACACCUUACAUUAGGAUCGAAAAUGGAUAAAAUAAUUGUGAAGCCAAGAACAGUCCAAUUAAAAACACAUUCACACAAAUUAAAUGUGGUUUAGUUGUCUUCUUUUUUUUAAAACAUAAAAGUACCUAAAAAUCAAAUAAUUGAAGAAAUUUAAUAAAAACUAAUUUCUGUGUGUCCCCUGUGUGUAACUUUGCAAAGUCUAAAUUAUUGAAACCAAAAUAAAAAACAACACAUAAUCAUAUUAACACAAGAGAAAAACGGAAACAAAUUAAAAUUAAUAAAACAAUUUGUAACUAAGCAAAAGUAUAAUUAUUUUUAAAGGGAAAUCAAUUUGUUAUGCACAAAAAUAUAUAUGCAGAAAAGCCAACUUUUUAAGUUACGAAUUUGUUAAAGGAUCUAAGGAGUAGAAGAAAACCCGACUUUUUAAAGCAUUUUCGAGAAAUAUUGAGAAAAAAAACCGAACAAUUUCAAUCUGAACAACAACAUAAAGCCCACGAAAAUAUAUAUAUUAUAUAUAAAUAAAGGUAAAUAAAUAUAUUUAAAUAAAUUAUCUAUAAACAGAAACGGUAAAGUAAAUUAAACAAAUCGUAUUUAUACACUAUGAAUGUCUAGUCGUAUUUUCAGUAUUAUGUAAACCGCCCCUCCCUUUUCCCUCCCCCACAAAAAAAACACCGUAAAAAUAAAAAAAAAACUAUAGAAAGCUAAGCUAAAUGAAUGUGAAAUGGAAAAAAACAAAUUUUUGAAAAUGCAAACUAAAAGCAAAAAAUAAAAAUAUAAACCAGAAAUUAUGUGUGUAGCGUGUACAAUAAAACAGAAUUAACAAAAUAUGGUAAACAAUUUUUAGAAGCAUUUUUAACACAUAUGGGAAAACCAAACUUAAUGUUUACAUAACGACGAUGAAGUGCAAGCGCAAAAUUAAACGAAAUGUGUCUGUUUUUAGUGUUAGACUCGAUGUAAGCGAAACCACAAUAAAAAAGAACAUAACAAGAAAUCAUAUAUAUAUAUUAUAUACAUAAAGAUCAUUACGAAUUACUAAAUCAAUGUGUGUAAACGGAAGAGAUUUUAAGAAAGAGGUGUGUUUAAAGUCCGUUUAUCAUUAUGUUUCUUGUUCUGUUUUCGGUGUCCUGACAUAAAUCCUUGUCCUAGAUUUUUAAUACUUGAAAAAAGAUCCAUAACCAUCGGUUACAACUUUAAAUAAAGAAUAAUUUGAUCAUGGGCUCUUAUGUCAGCACACUGGUUGCGUGGGAAGAACGCGCGUUGUAUGUAUUUGAAAAUAUCUAUAUUUUUUUAUUACUCUUAGUUUUUGUGUAUAAAGCAUACAAAUCAAAUAUUACAAAAAAAAAGGAACAAGUAUGUUUAAAUGAUUUAACCUUAGUGCAUAAUUUUAUUAACCAUUAUAAUUUCUCACCUUAAUAGUAAACACUUACUGGAUCUUUAUUAUUUCUUAAUUUAACGCCAACAAAAAAUGAAAAUAUAUAUUUUGUCAGAGUAAAA